This is a messenger RNA of Cladophialophora immunda, 903 nucleotides long. RefSeq lists its product as uncharacterized. Gene Ontology annotation, biological process: N-terminal peptidyl-methionine acetylation. Gene Ontology annotation, molecular function: protein-N-terminal amino-acid acetyltransferase activity. Gene Ontology annotation, cellular component: NatC complex. The transcript has a single exon. The record is from RefSeq and is a predicted model, not a curated record. NCBI's taxonomy places the organism in Eukaryota, Fungi, Ascomycota, Eurotiomycetes, Chaetothyriales, Herpotrichiellaceae. The coding region runs from base 115 to 807 and encodes 230 amino acids.
GUCAUCGGCUUUUUUCCACGCCGGGGAUCUUCAGGAACAAAUCUUCUCCACGCGACUUUCCCAAGUCCGUUCCCAGUAUGGCAUUCUUGACUCCUCCAUAGGAUUUACAAUAUCAUGAGCGGCUAUGCCGCUGCUGCUCUCGAGUCCCUUAGCGGCAACAAGGACACCUCGGUCUCCGCCAGUGCGCACUUCCAAACAUCCCCUCCCGGAAUUCAUUACUUGCAGUACUCGCUUGAGAAAGAGGCCGAAUACCUUCCCCAAAUCCGUGAACUGAUCUCCAAGGACCUCUCCGAACCUUACAGCAUCUAUGUCUACCGAUAUUUUCUCUAUCAAUGGCCCGAACUCUGCUUCAUGGCUGUUGACGCCACCGAUGACAACAAACUAGCCGGGGUGGUAAUUUGCAAACUAGAGCCACAUCGAGGAGGACCAUUGAGAGGAUACAUCGCCAUGCUGGCCACAAAGGACAAGUUUCGGGGCAAGGGUAUCGCCACUACGCUUGUCAGCAAAGCCAUGGAUUUGAUGAUCGAGAAGGACGCGGACGAAAUUGCGUUGGAAACCGAGGAGACAAACACCGCGGCUAUGAAGUUGUACGAGCGGCUGGGGUUUCUGAGAAGCAAAAAGCUGCAUAGGUACUACAUGAAUGGGAACAGCGCAUACCGGUUGCUGCUCUACCUGAAAGAGGGCGUGGGCUGUAUCCCGACAGAGGACGAGUUCAAUGGCGCUGGUCUGGAUGUGCAAGACGAAAUGAGAUAUCCACAUCGCUAUCAGGAAUCGCCGCAGGAUGUAUUGAGUCGUGGAAUCGUCUGAAUCAUUAGAGACAACCACCUAUCCACUCCUCCCACCUCUUCACUCCUUUGCCUGCUUCCUCACCUCUGACUGCUCCUCCUAACACAUCGACCUUAA